AGUUUGCCUUAAAAAGGAAGGAAAGAUAUAAAUGGCGCUGAAACAGGACCCAAAGCCCAAAUUCCAGGAGGGUGAGCGAGUGCUGUGCUUUCAUGGGCCUCUUCUCUAUAAAGCAAAGUGUGUAAAGGUUGCCAUAAAGGACAAACAAGUGAAAUACUUUAUACGUUACAGUGGUUGGAAUAAAAAUUGGGACGAAUGGGUUCCAGAAAGCAGAGUACUCAAGUACGUGGACACCAAUCUGCAGAAACAGCGAGAACUUCAAAAAGACAAUCAGGAGCAGUAUGCAGAGGGGAAGAUGAGAGGUGCUGCCCCAGGGAAGAAGACCGCCGGCCUGCAGCAGAAAAAUGUUGAAGUGAAAACCAAAAAGAACAAACAGAAAACACCUGGAAAUGGAGAUGGUGGCAGUACCAGCGAGACACCUCAGCCUCCUCGCAAGAAAAGGGCCCGAGUGGAUCCUACCGUUGAGAAUGAGGAAACAUUCAUGAACAGAGUUGAAGUGAAAGUAAAGAUUCCUGAAGAAUUAAAACCGUGGCUUGUUGAUGAUUGGGACUUAAUUACCCGGCAAAAACAGCUGUUUUAUCUUCCUGCCAAGAAGAACGUGGAUUCCAUUCUAGAGGAUUAUGCAAAUUACAAGAAAUCUUGAGGAAACACAGAUAAUAAGGAGUACGCUGUGAAUGAGGUGGUGGCCGGCAUAAAGGAGUACUUCAAUGUGAUGCUGGGGACUCAGCUGCUCUACAAAUUUGAGAGGCCGCAGUACGCUGAGAUUCUCGCAGACCACCCGGACGCGCCCAUGUCCCAGGUGUACGGGGUGCUGCAUCUACUGAGAUUGUUUGUACGAAUUGGAGCCAUGUUGGCCUAUACUCCUCUGGACGAGAAGAGUCUUGCAUUGUUGCUGGAUUAUCUUCAUGACUUCCUAAAAUACCUGGCAAAGAAUUCUGCAACCUUGUUUAGUGCCAGUGAUUAUGAAGUUGCCCCGCCUGAGUACCAUCGGAAAGCUGUGUGAGGCGAGGCGCUGACGCUGUUUGGAUUUCUGUAAACACAUUUUUGUUUAGUCCUCCUCUUGUACAAAUGAUGUACUUUGCAAAUGUUAGUAUAUAACAGAAUU
Panthera uncia (snow leopard) is the source of this 1105-nucleotide messenger RNA. Its product is annotated as mortality factor 4-like protein 1. NCBI's taxonomy places the organism in Eukaryota, Metazoa, Chordata, Mammalia, Carnivora, Felidae. Gene Ontology annotation, biological process: regulation of DNA-templated transcription; chromatin organization. Gene Ontology annotation, cellular component: nucleus; NuA4 histone acetyltransferase complex. The transcript has a single exon. The record is from RefSeq and is a predicted model, not a curated record.